GGGGGACCCGGGACCGGCCAGUGUUGCCCCCGUCAGUGUGCUGAAGCGCUUGUCUGUUGUUUCAAGUCGGUGGUUUAGAGAGCAAGUAGCCGUGUCGCGUUGAGCGGGGCUGAAUCGGUGAGAUGAGUCUCAAUUUGGAAAAGCAUUUAAACCCAAAGAAGCAGGUCGAGCGACCCAAGAAGGAGUUUGUCCAGUUUGCCAACGAGAAAGAACGUCUGCGAUGGCAGGUCAACAAGCUCAUGGAGCACCCGGAGCGGGAGUACGAGCUUCCCGAGCCGCCGCGCGAUGCCCGGGCGCCAAAGAUCCUCGAGUUUAAUCCCAACAUCCACGGAUCAACGGCCGGUGCCGGCAGUGGUGAAUUUCACGUGUAUCGCGCCGAGCGUCGUCGCGAGGAACGGCGUCAAGAGUACAUUGAUAGCAAGGAAAAGGAGCGCGCGGCCGAGCUGGCCUUUUCCGUCAAGGAGGCCGCUCUCAAGGCCGAGGCUGAUCGAAAGACGUCCAAAAAUCGCGCCAAGCGCCAAAAGGCCAAGCUGCGCAAACUCCAGGCUCGUGCCGGCGAAAAGGAAGAGGGAGAUGAUGGCCGCUUGGCCGCGGCCAUUAUCAAAAAGGCCAAAACCACCAAGUAGUCAAAUUGCCAACAAGCUCAUGACAAGGCAGAUCAGUACGCUUUGGACUCAUGCUUUUUGAUUUUACAUGUGGAAGCAAGUUUACGGCCAUCCUUAAACGACGAUAAUUGACCUUGACGCGUG
Messenger RNA from Monosiga brevicollis MX1, 749 nucleotides. RefSeq lists its product as uncharacterized. Gene Ontology annotation, biological process: negative regulation of protein kinase activity. The record is from RefSeq and is a predicted model, not a curated record. Lineage: Eukaryota; Choanoflagellata; Craspedida; Salpingoecidae. The transcript is spliced from 4 exons. Bases 123 to 626 code for a protein of 167 amino acids. Gene Ontology annotation, molecular function: protein kinase binding; double-stranded RNA binding; protein kinase inhibitor activity. Gene Ontology annotation, cellular component: nucleolus.